Python bivittatus (Burmese python) is the source of this 1886-nucleotide messenger RNA. It is a transcript of the gene STARD5, whose product is annotated as StAR related lipid transfer domain containing 5. Gene Ontology annotation, biological process: cholesterol import. Lineage: Eukaryota; Metazoa; Chordata; Lepidosauria; Squamata; Pythonidae. The record is from RefSeq and is a predicted model, not a curated record. Gene Ontology annotation, molecular function: cholesterol transfer activity; cholesterol binding.
UUCCUCUUCCUCCUCCUCCUCCUCCUCCACCGCCGCCGCGCCAGCCUUCCUCGGCCGGCAGGGAACGCGUCACCGUCGCUCGCCAUGGAGUAUCAGGAGGCUGCGCAAUGGGCCGCCCUGCACCUGGAGAACUAUCGGAAGGACCCCAGCGGCUGGAGCCUCUGUAAGCAAACGAAUAAAGUUUCAAUAUCCUGGAGACCUUCAACUAUAUUUCGUGGAAGUCUAUACAGAGCGGAAGGGAUUUUACCUGCAAAACCAGAGGAUGUGUUUAAAUGUAUAAAGCCAGAGACUGGUGGACUUAGAGAAAAAUGGGAUGAAAAUGUGAAGGAGGUAGUAGUGGUUGCAUCCAUAAACGAAAAUGUUUGUGUAGUUAGAACAACUACACCAUCAGCUUUUAUGAAGAUCAUCUCUCCAAGGGAGUUCCUAGAUGUGGUCCUGAUUAAACAGGAUGAAGAUGGCACAAAAAUGACUGCAGCAACCAACGUGGAGCAUCCUCUCAGUCCGCCUCAGCCAAAUUAUGUGAGAGGUCUGAAUUUUCCCUGCGGCUGCAUCUGCAUUCCUGUUCCAGGGGAUCCAAGUAAGACCCAGCUGCUCAGUUUUUUUCAGACUGAUCUAAGUGGCAACCUUCCACAGAAAGUUGUUGAAUCUUUCUUUCCAAGCAACAUAUCAGGGUUUUACAGCAAUUUGGCAAAUGCAGCAGUAACAUUAGUAGCUUAAGUUGUUCCCCAUUCCCCCCACCUCUAGUCUCAAAGGGAAAACCUAACUGGGCUGUGUAUUAAUCAUCCUGAAAUUGCACUUUGUAAGAUAAGUGGUUCCUGGGGCUGAAUUCAGAACUGUGAUCUAGUCAAAAGGAUGCACAUGAAUUUCUCCCUUAAUUUAGGUGGAGAACAUGCGAGCCCAUGCCUGGAAUUAAGUAGCAUUCAGUUGACAUGACUGUGGUUUGACCAUGCUAAAGACUCUGAAAAGAAAUGAAUCUCUCCAGGUUUUUGUUCGUAAAAGAGGCUUUCAAACAUAAUGACAUCUCAAAAGGAAAGCGUUGGGCAGUAAUUCACUGUUCUGUGCUUUGUUUCUCUGUAAAUCAGAAAAACAAGGAAGAAAAUCUGGUGCUCUGUAUUUGCCAAAUCCCAUUUCUUGCUUUGUCUUUCACAGUGAUGACAACAUCACUUAGAUCUCCUGAGUUUAGAUCUCCACCCAGGUACCUAUCAAGAAUUCCUUUCAUGUGGUCUAGUUGUUUUAAGCCAACAAGGCACUUCCCACUGAAGUGAAAAAGACUCUGAAGAAACCACAUUUGCAGAAACCACAUUUGCAGCAGCCCGCCUCACCCACAUUACUCUAGCUCACUACCAGUCCAUCCCAGGUCAGAUUUGCUUGUUCUCAUUUACCCAACCCACAGAAUUGGGCAAUACUGAUCUCACUGAGCUACCAGCAUCCCAUAACAGAUGUGGAUGGUGUUUUUCAGAUGUUCUCUUCCCCUACCACAUAAAUAAUAAAUCUCUGCCUGCAUAAAGCCAGCAUGGCAGGGGGAAAAAACUCCUAAGUGACUUGCUUUCUGUAUGAAGAGACAUGCAAUACAAAGAAAUGUUCAAACAUAUGAAACUCUUAAGCUUGAGGAAAAAUGUGAUUAUAGUAAGGUUUGGUUGAUGGUGGGGUUAUUGGAGACAAUGUUUAACCAGAAACUCAGACAACCAUCUGUCAGUUUUGCACUGUAGAUCCUGUGUAGAGAAAAGGACCUCUGAAAACACCUCCCUGUUCCAUGAUUUGCCCUCCUAUACUCUCCCUAGCUGCUCUACAUGACCACUGAUCUCAGGCAGUAAUGUUUUCUAAACCUUAGCAGGUUGUUUGGAUGUGCUGUUAUAUAUUAGAAAUAAAAAAGAGGGUGUUCUGAA